AUGGAUAUUGUAGCAGAGAUGGAUCCUGGUAAUUCAUUUGGUAGUAGUAGUAGUAGUAGUAGUAGUAGUAGUAGUAGUAGUAGUAGUAGUAGUAGUAGUAGUAGUAGUAGUAGUAGUAGUAGUAGUAGUAGUAGUAGUAGUAGUAGUAGUAGUAGUAGUAGUAGUAGUAGUAGUAGUAGUAGGAGUAGUAGUAGUAGUAGUAGUAGUAGUAGUAGUAGUAGUAGUAGUAGUAGUAGUAGUAGUAGUAGUAGUAGUAGUAGUAGUAGUAGUAGUAGUAGUAGUAGUAGUAGUAGUAGUAGUAGUAGUAGUAGUAGUAGUAGUAGUAGUAGUAGUAGUAGUAGUAGUAGUAGUAGUAGUAGUAGUAGUAGUAGUAGUAGUAGUAGUAGUAGUAGUAGUAGUAGUAGUAGUAGUAGUAGUAGUAGUAGUAGUAGUAGUAGUAGUAGUAGUAGUAGUAGUAGUAGUAGUAGUAGUAGUAGUAGUAGUAGUAGUAGUAGUAGUAGUAGUAGUAGUAGUAGUAGUAGUAGUAGUAGUAGUAGUAGUAGUAGUAGUAGUAGUAGUAGUAGUAGUAGUAGUAGUAGUAGUAGUAGUAGUAGUAGUAGUAGUAGUAGUAGUAGUAGUAGUAGUAGUAGUAGUAGUAGUAGUAGUAGUAGUAGUAGUAGUAGUAGUAGUAGUAGUAGUAGUAGUAGUAGUAGUAGUAGUAGUAGUAGUAGUAGUAGUAGUAGUAGUAGUAGUAGUAGUAGUAGUAGUAGUAGUAGUAGUAGUAGUAGUAGUAGUAGUAGUAGUAGUAGUAGUAGUAGUAGUAGUAGUAGUAGUAGUAGUAGUAGUAGUAGUAGUAGUAGUAGUAGUAGUAGUAGUAGUAGUAGUAGUAGUAGUAGUAGUAGUAGUAGUAGUAGUAGUAGUAGUAGUAGUAGUAGUAGUAGUAGUAGUAGUAGUAGUAGUAGUAGUAGUAGUAGUAGUAGUAGUAGUAGUAGUAGUAGUAGUAGUAGUAGUAGUAGUAGUAGUAGUAGUAGUAGUAGUAGUAGUAGUAGUAGUAGUAGUAGUAGUAGUAGUAGUAGUAGUAGUAGUAGUAGUAGUAGUAGUAGUAGUAGUAGUAGUAGUAGUAGUAGUAGUAGUAGUAGUAGUAGUAGUAGUAGUAGUAGUAGUAGUAGUAGUAGUAGUAGUAGUAGUAGUAGUAGUAGUAGUAGUAGUAGUAGUAGUAGUAGUAGUAGUAGUAGUAGUAGUAGUAGUAGUAGUAGUAGUAGUAGUAGUAGUAGUAGUAGUAGUAGUAGUAGUAGUAGUAGUAGUAGUAGUAGUAGUAGUAGUAGUAGUAGUAGUAGUAGUAGUAGUAGUAGUAGUAGUAGUAGUAGUAGUAGUAGUAGUAGUAGUAGUAGUAGUAGUAGUAGUAGUAGUAGUAGUAGUAGUAGUAGUAGUAGUAGUAGUAGUAGUAGUAGUAGUAGUAGUAGUAGUAGUAGUAGUAGUAGUAGUAGUAGUAGUAGUAGUAGUAGUAGUAGUAGUAGUAGUAGUAGUAGUAGUAGUAGUAGUAGUAGUAGUAGUAGUAGUAGUAGUAGUAGUAGUAGUAGUAGUAGUAGUAGUAGUAGUAGUAGUAGUAGUAGUAGUAGUAGUAGUAGUAGUAGUAGUAGUAGUAGUAGUAGUAGUAGUAGUAGUAGUAGUAGUAGUAGUAGUAGUAGUAGUAGUAGUAGUAGUAGUAGUAGUAGUAGUAGUAGUAGUAGUAGUAGUAGUAGUAGUAGUAGUAGUAGUAGUAGUAGUAGUAGUAGUAGUAGUAGUAGUAGUAGUAGUAGUAGUAGUAGUAGUAGUAGUAGUAGUAGUAGUAGUAGUAGUAGUAGUAGUAGUAGUAGUAGUAGUAGUAGUAGUAGUAGUAGUAGUAGUAGUAGUAGUAGUAGUAGUAGUAGUAGUAGUAGUAGUAGUAGUAGUAGUAGUAGUAGUAGUAGUAGUAGUAGUAGUAGUAGUAGUAGUAGUAGUAGUAGUAGUAGUAGUAGUAGUAGUAGUAGUAGUAGUAGUAGUAGUAGUAGUAGUAGUAGUAGUAGUAGUAGUAGUAGUAGUAGUAGUAGUAGUAGUAGUAGUAGUAGUAGUAGUAGUAGUAGUAGUAGUAGUAGUAGUAGUAGUAGUAGUAGUAGUAGUAGUAGUAGUAGUAGUAGUAGUAGUAGUAGUAGUAGUAGUAGUAGUAGUAGUAGUAGUAGUAGUAGUAGUAGUAGUAGUAGUAGUAGUAGUAGUAGUAGUAGUAGUAGUAGUAGUAGUAGUAGUAGUAGUAGUAGUAGUAGUAGUAGUAGUAGUAGUAGUAGUAGUAGUAGUAGUAGUAGUAGUAGUAGUAGUAGUCGUAGUAGUAGUAGUAGUAGUAGUAGUAGUAUCACAAAUUUACGAAACUUGUACAUACCGAAUCUUGUUAAUUAA
Schistosoma margrebowiei is the source of this 2388-nucleotide messenger RNA. NCBI's taxonomy places the organism in Eukaryota, Metazoa, Platyhelminthes, Trematoda, Strigeidida, Schistosomatidae. The record is from the annotation of a GenBank genome assembly.